GCGGUCCACUAUGACGGCGGUGUCUUUGUCCCCUAGACGGAUCGUAAUCGGGAAGUCGUAACCAGUAGAGGACAAGCCGAUCGAGUCGAGGUUGUUCCUCGACAACAUCAGAGCAGGUGACAGAGGAUGGAUUUGGAAGGAGGGUGGAGGAACACGAAGCAGUGGGGGGCGUCUCAAGUGAUGAAGGUUGCGACGCCUUGGGGUCAUCCAGUGGAGAGGGUGUCACCGGGGAGGGGCGAGGCAGACGGAUUGUCGAUGCCAAAUGGGCCGUCGGUGGAACGGGGGAUGUCACCGGCGAGUUGGCCGGCAGACGAGUUGUUGAUGCCGGGACGAGGUCCUGGGGACUGUGUUCAGGACAAGGAGGGACCCGCGUCUGCGGAGGGGGGUGACGCGGAAGUCGCAGGUCGAGGGGCCGAGGAUUGGCGGGUCGGGGGAGGUGAACUCGUCCGAGGAGGUGAUGGAGGAGGUGUCCUCGGAGACAAUGUUGUGGAAGAAGAGAGGGCGUGGAGGGGCCGAUGUAAGUGCGGUCUUGUAGGGGGAGAGGAUGCGGUCGAGUUCGAGGGUACAAGUGAGGAGGUCGGUGAGCGUCAUUGGGGGCUCGUGGGCAAGGGCGGCCGCCAGGUCUUUGCAGCAAACACACUUAACGUGGGAGAUGAAAGCGAAAUCGUUGACGACGUCAAAGGGGAUAUGUUGACGAAGCGAGCGGACGUACUGCACAAAACGGUUGGUUGGUCCGGUUUGUUGGAGCCGACAAAAUUGGUCGAUAUAGUCGUCGACCGUUUUCUGUGGGCGGAAGGUGGAGGUGAUGAGGGUGGCCCACUCAAGGAAGGUGUGAGUCCGGAGACCGGCGUGAUGGCGAUUAGACAUUUCGGUGUACCACCAACGAGCAGCGUUGUCCACAAGUCGCCCGCCAGCGAUGAGGAGCCAGUGGAUGACAAGGAUGCCGUGGAGGGAGAAGGCUUCUUGGAGUUUGGGGUUGUCGUCUUGGGUGAGGGGGGAGGUGGGGCGACCAUGGUGGAGGUAGUGGUGGAUGAAGGUGGGGGUGUACAGGUGGACGAUGUUGGUAUGGAGGUUGAAGCGGAGCCUUGUCCAGAGGAGGGGGUGGGUUGGGGUGUGGAGGAGGGGGGCGUGGUCGUGGUGACGACCGUGAUGGCAGGGGAGUUUCCCUCAAGCAUGGUGACACGAUCGGAGAUGGCGGCCAUGGUGGUGUUGGUGGUGGUGAGGAAGGAUUUGAGGACGGUCAACGUUUGGAGGAUAGUUCCGAGUUCCAGGGUGGUGGUGGUCGAAGUUGGCUGAUCGCCUUCGAGUUCACCGACAAUGCUGUUGACGGAGUCGGAACGAAGAUCAGACAUGUUGAUGGAAGAUUGGGCCAUGGUGGGGGAAGAGGAGGUGGAUGACAUAGCCGGAGCGGAAGUGGAGAGCCGGAGCGGAAGUGGAGGUGGUAGCAGCGGAUGUGAUAGCGGCAGCGGCGGCGGCGGCGGCGCGUUGGGAGGUCUUGGUUUGGUGUGGUGGCAUGUGGAGAUGGGGGGGACAAUUCCUAUUUACAAGAAUAGAGCAUCAUCAAGUGAUUUAGCAAUGAAGGUACCAGAGAAUC
Chara braunii is the source of this 1594-nucleotide messenger RNA. NCBI's taxonomy places the organism in Eukaryota, Viridiplantae, Streptophyta, Charophyceae, Charales, Characeae. The record is from the annotation of a GenBank genome assembly.